Molecule: messenger RNA, 1371 nt
Organism: Penicillium cataractarum
Lineage: Eukaryota; Fungi; Ascomycota; Eurotiomycetes; Eurotiales; Aspergillaceae
Product: diacylglycerol/lipid kinase family protein
Exons: 1
Coding region: 1-1371 (456 amino acids)
Biological process (GO): sphingosine biosynthetic process
Cellular component (GO): cytoplasm; membrane; intracellular membrane-bounded organelle
Source: RefSeq, a predicted model, not a curated record
AUGGCACCUUUCGAGCCGCCAGACCAGAACAUCGACGAAUAUUCUGUCGAUGUUGCUGCAAGCUCUUUGAGCUGGGUCUCCUCAACGGGAACCCAUCGCCAGGUUGACUUGAAAGAUAUUGUGGGCGUGGUGCGGAACCCAGACUCGUCAUCAGGGUAUCGCGUGCUAUUUCUCGAAAGCACAGAAAAAGAAGGAGAACACAAUGAGUCCAACCUCCACCUUUUGAAACUUGAUAUUAAGUCUCUUCCCGAGGGCUUAUCCCCGUUUCUCGUGGACAUCCCAAGCCAGCUUCAACGAACAGAGCCCGUCCAGGUCGUGGUAUCAACUCGGAGUGGCACGGGUACGGCGAAAGCUGUCUUUCAGGAGACCGUGGAGCCGUUCCUGCAAUACCUGGGACUUGAAUAUCUAGUUUAUGAAACGCAGUCAGCUCAGACAAUCCUUGAACUUUCCCGAUCGCACUUCUUGAAAGACGCCUGCGCGGGGAUCCCCCAGACUAUACUCUUGCUGUCUGGCGAUGGAGGUCUAGUCGACCUAGUCGAUGUCUUUUACAAAUCGACAAAAACGCUUGAAGUGGCUCCAGAUAUUGGUUUAAUCCCCUGUGGGACCGGAAAUGCUAUGGCCAGCUCCAUCGGUUUACGAGCAGGUCCAGCCUCCGGCCUCCGAGCCUUACUACGGGGUCAGCCUUCUCCGGUCCCAACUUUCGCUGCCAGCUUUUCUCCUGGGAGCCGGCUCGUGCUAGACGAAGGCAGACAGCGUGCUCCGAUCGAUUCUCCGUCGAACGGUUCUUAUCAAACGAUCUACGGUGCGGUGGUGGCCAGUUGGGGGCUCCACGCCGCACUAGUUGCGGACAGCGAUACCGCCGAGUAUCGCAAGUUCGGAUCGGAGAGAUUCAAGAUGGCCGCGAAAGAGCUCCUCCACCCAUCAGAUGGGACUUCCCCUCAUCGAUUCCAAGGCCAGAUCACCUUGACCACCUCGGAUGUCCAGACGGGGGAGCAGAGUCAGCGAAUCCUCACAGAGAGCGAGCAUAUGUACGUGCUCGCCACUCUAGUGCCCCGCCUAGAGAAGGAUUUCCUAAUCUCGCCCGACACGGAACCACUGGGUGGGCAGAUGAGAUUCCUACGAUUUGGACCUUUGUCUGGGGAUGAGGCGAUGCGUCUUAUGAUUUUGGCAUAUCAGGGGGGAAAGCAUGUAUGUGAUGAGCUGGUUACCUACGAAAAGGUUGAACGGCUUCGUAUCGACUUCCAUGAGGACUUGGAACGAUGGCGGCGUGUUUGUAUUGAUGGAAAGAUAGUCGCCGUUGACGAGCGGGGCUGGAUGGAGCUUUCGAAGGAGUCUCGACAGCUUUUGAAUAUUAUCAAGCCGUGCGUGUAG